UCGCCAUUUAAGCUUUUCUGGAAGAACUAAUCUUUAAGCUAUAAAUGUACUUUCCAAAUUCAUGAAUUUCAGCAGCUAGAAGACAACCCAAAAACAAGAAAGAAAAAGAAAAUGAAGGAAGAUCUGGGUCUUGAUUACUUUUUCACCUUUCUUAUCUCAAAAUCCAUAAAAAGCAAGAACUUGAAUCUAGGCUUACUUUUGCAUUCACAGUUUAUCAAAAAAGCUUUAACUCUUAGACCCUUUAUAACCAACCAUCUUAUAGCCAUGUACUCAAAAUUCAAUGAAAUAAAAAGUGCCCAAAAGGCCUUUGAUGAACUUCAUGUGAAAAACAGCCAUUCUUGGAACAUUCUUAUUUCUGGGUAUUCACAAAAUGGGCACUUUGAUAGUGCUUGUAAGUUGUUUGAUCAAAUGCCAGGGAGAAAUCUUGUUAGUUAUAAUUCACUGAUUUCUGGGUUUUCCCAGCAUGGGUUUUAUAAGGAAUCGGUACUCGUAUUCAAAAAAAUGCUAAAGGAAAGUAUGAUUAUUGAUAGCUGUACGGGUGUUGGUGUUGUUGGCGCUUGUGGUAGCUUAGGUGCUUUGAGAUUUUUGAGUCAAGUUCAUGGCUUUAUGGUAGUUUAUGGUUUGGAUUUGAAUUUGAUUGUUUAUAAUGCUUUGAUUGAUGCUUAUGGGAAAUGUGGGGAAGUGGAUAGCGCUCAUAGGAUUUUUAAUCGAAUGAGUGAAAGGGAUGUUGUUUCAUGGACUUCUAUGGUGGUUGCUUAUGCUAAAGUGUCUAGACUGGAGAAUGCUAUUCGGGUAUUUAAGGAAAUGCCUGUUAAGAACACAGUAUCUUGGACUAGUUUAAUCACGGGUUUUGCACAAAAUAGUUGUGGAAAUGAAGCGUUGAAUCUCUUUCGGCAGAUGCUGGAGGAAGGAGUGCAGCCAAAUGCUUACACGUUUGUUUCUGUUUUAAGUGUUUGUGCUGAUUUAGCACUUAUUGAAAAAGGUAAACAGAUCCAUGCGCACGUAGUUAGAGUUGGCAGUAUACAUGAUUUACUGAAUCAGUUUAUAUUUAAUGCUUUAAUUGACAUGUACUGUAAGUGUGGAGACAUGAACUCAGCUAAAUUACUGUUUGAGAGGAUACAUGAGAAGGAUGUUGUUUCAUGGAACUCAUUAAUAACCGGACUUGCUCAAAAUGGGCAUGGAGAGGACUCACUGAAUGUGUUCAGAAUGAUGAUAAAAGCGAACAUAAGGCCUAAUCAUGUAACAUUUCUUGGGGCAUUAUCAGCUUGUAGUCAUGCUGGUCUAGUCACUGAAGGAAUGAGGAUUUUGAACCUAAUGGAAAAGGGUUUUGGAGUGACCCCGAGGUCUGAUCAUUAUGCAAUCUUGAUUGAUUUGCUUGGAAGGAAAAACAACCUUGAGGAGGCAAUCCAUAUGAUUAAGAGAACUCCUAAUGGACCGAAUCGUGUAGGCAUGUGGGGUGCGCUUUUGGGUGCUUGUCGUGUCCAUGGUAACUUGGCUAUUGCUAGGCAGGCAGCGGAGGCUCUGUUUGAACUGGAACCAAACAAUGCUGCCAGAUAUGUAAUGUUAUCGAAUGUCUAUGCGGCUGCUAGAAAAUGGGAAGAUUCCCGAGCAGUGAGAAGGCUCAUGGAGGAGAGAGGUCUAAGAAAAGAAGUUGCUUAUAGUUGGAUUGAUGUGAGGAAUGUACGGCAUGAGUUUGUGGCGAAAGGCGAGGGCCAUGCUCAGAUAGAAAAGAUAGCUGAAGUAAUCAUCAUACUAGUAGAUCAUAUGAAGGAUGUUGGGUUCAUACCCCUCAGAGAUGGUACUUUGUUUCCUGAUGAAGAUGAUGGUUUUACUGCUUGCUAGCUGCCCUCGAGUUACCCAUGACAACCUUGACACCUGCUUACUUUAUGGAAAUCCCGAAAUAGGGAAGCCUGAUGGAGAGAAUUCGUAGCUCUCAUUAUGAAGCUCUGUCUGAGGAUCAUCUUGAGGAUCUAUCUGUCAUUUUACUCUCUUCUGUUAUCAGAAGCCUGUAUAAUAUCCCUGUUGAUAUUGAGUUCUCGCCAUACUAUUUGCCAUUUGGUUAAAGGCUCAGAAUGUAGUAUGAAACUGUCUGCUUAUAGCAUUGGAUUCUCGCAUUUUGUACAGCUUGGUAUGACAUGAUGUAACCCGUAAAUUGGAGUUUGAACUCAUUAUUAACAAUAAAUUAGCUACAAUUUGAGUUGACU
Molecule: messenger RNA, 2204 nt
Organism: Gossypium arboreum
Lineage: Eukaryota; Viridiplantae; Streptophyta; Magnoliopsida; Malvales; Malvaceae
Product: pentatricopeptide repeat-containing protein At2g22070-like
Exons: 1
Coding region: 112-1842 (576 amino acids)
Biological process (GO): RNA modification
Molecular function (GO): protein binding; RNA binding
Source: RefSeq, a predicted model, not a curated record